GGUGAUGAAGGACAAGAGAAAGCUGGAAAGACUAAAGAUGGAGGGUUGCUCUCUGCAUCAAGAUCUUAGUUGCGACAGGGAUGACCUGGAUUCUCAUCUUCAUAUUGGGGUACGCAUAUGCGGAUGGCUUCUCCUAUCUCUUCAGCAUCUUGAUCUCAGUCCAAGGACCUCUUCUCUUCUUCUGCUUCGCCUUCACGGAGCGAGUCCGUGGCAUGUGGCGGAUCAGGAUCUCUGGGCUCUUGACGCGCCGGUCCAGGGCUGGGACAUCGGCAGGCGCUGGCGCAUCUACGAUGUCUACAGCUUCCCGGUUGCAGACCAGUAAAUAGGCCCCAAAAUUGCCGACCAAAUCACGAUUUGUGCACUGUUGAUCGCUGUCUCAAUAGAGAGUUUUGUGGCCCUUGCCCUAGAAGAGGUGGGGGAGGGGGUAGAAAUGUAGGGGCCUUGAUCAUGAACAAGACUUUGAGCAUGUUUUUCUGAGAAAAAAGUGGAUUAAAGUCGAUCUGUUUUGCAAUUGAGUUGAUGAAUCAUUUCCCGAUGGGCUUCAGGACUAUACUUUUACUCGUGAUCAUUUUUGGAGGGAAAUAUCACCCGAAAGUAGUUGGUUAACCAUCUCAACCCUCCCCAACCAAUGGACAGAAAAUGAAAUAGGGUAAAUCAAGCUUUAAUUUGUGUAUGUCUUAAACACAUUGGAGAAUUGGGAGCAAUCUACCCGAUUUGUUGAAGUGGUGCAUAUGCGAAUUUAUGUACUGGUCUGCUCGCUGUACUAGAGAGUUGUUACGGAAUAUAGAGGUAGUAUAUGGGCAUACAUUGUGUGUUAUUGGUUGGAAACGGCCAUGGGACUACAGAGAGGAAAUCUCCCGUUCGUGAUAGGGAUGGAACUAGCGAGGCGAGUGUUCUUAAUUUUUCAUAUUUAGUUAUUCUGACUUUUCUUUGCAAUUGAUCACACACCUGUGAAGGGGUACAAGC
Patiria miniata (bat star) is the source of this 966-nucleotide messenger RNA. RefSeq lists its product as uncharacterized. The record is from RefSeq and is a predicted model, not a curated record. The coding region runs from base 5 to 322 and encodes 105 amino acids. The transcript is spliced from 2 exons. NCBI's taxonomy places the organism in Eukaryota, Metazoa, Echinodermata, Asteroidea, Valvatida, Asterinidae.